This is a messenger RNA of Tauraco erythrolophus (red-crested turaco), 1294 nucleotides long. The record is from RefSeq and is a predicted model, not a curated record. NCBI's taxonomy places the organism in Eukaryota, Metazoa, Chordata, Aves, Musophagiformes, Musophagidae.
GGUCAUUCGAACAACUGGAUACUUGCUGUUUGCCUUGCACAUUAAUGCAUGCCUGUAUUAUUGGGCUUCAGACUAUGAAGGAAUUGGCAGCACUAGAUGGGUGUACGACGGCAACGGAAACAUGUACCUGAGGUGUUACUACUGGGCAGUUCGUACUUUAAUCACCAUCGGUGGCCUUCCAGAACCACAAACUCUGUUUGAGAUAAUUUUUCAACUGCUGAAUUUUUUCUCGGGUGUCUUUGUCUUCUCCAGCCUAAUUGGUCAGAUGAGAGACGUAAUUGGAGCAGCUACAGCAGGACAGAACUACUAUCGUUCCUGCAUGGACAACACUGUCUCUUACAUGAACACUUAUUCUAUUCCAAAAAUGGUCCAAAAUCGUGUUCGAACCUGGUAUGAAUACACAUGGGACUCUCAAGGAAUGUUGGAUGAAUCGGAAUUACUGGAGCAGAUGCCAACCAAAAUGCAAUUAGCCAUUGCAAUUGAUGUGAACUUUGCCAUUGUCAAUAAAGUUGACUUAUUCAAAGGGUGCGAUACCCAGAUGAUAUAUGACAUGCUGCUAAGGUUGAAAUCCAUUGUGUAUUUACCUGGUGACUUUGUCUGCAAAAAGGGAGAGAUUGGCAGAGAGAUGUACAUCAUCAAACAGGGGGAAGUUCAAGUCCUUGGAGGCCCUGACGGUACAAAAGUUCUGGUUACACUCAGAGCAGGAGCUGUAUUUGGAGAGAUCAGCCUAUUAGCUGCAGGUGGAGGAAAUCGAAGGACUGCCAAUGUGGUGGCUCAUGGUUUUGCCAAUCUUUUCAUUCUGGACAAGAAAACACUCAAUGAAAUCUUGGUGCACUAUCCUGACUCAGAAAAACUUCUCAUGAAGAAAGCAAAGGUGCUGCUGAAGGAGAAGGGGAAACCUCCUCCAGGACCACCAGUGCAACAACCACGGGGUUUGGCCAGUCUGUUUGGGCAGAAACAGGAAACUCCAAAAUUGUUUAAAGCAAUGCUUGGAGGUAAAGGAAGAGAAGGCCUUGCUAAGCUGCUGCAGCUGAAAAGAGAACAAAGCAUUCAGCAACCUAAAACUGAGGCAGAGAGUAAGCCUGAAGAGGAGAAGAAGCCCGUGGAGCCCGCGCCCUCAGCUGCACCCCCUGCUCAAAAAGAAGAGCCGAAUGCAGAUGCUAAGCCUAAACCCCGUGCAGUUAUGCACAGAGGAACCACUAACGAGUCUCUGAUCAUUAGUAUGUCUCCGUCUCCCAGAGCAGAAGAAGGAGAGAUCCUUAAGGUUGAAAUUAAAGAGAAAAAAGACAAAUAG